Molecule: messenger RNA, 7112 nt
Organism: Brassica rapa (field mustard)
Lineage: Eukaryota; Viridiplantae; Streptophyta; Magnoliopsida; Brassicales; Brassicaceae
Product: transcription factor bHLH126
Biological process (GO): regulation of transcription by RNA polymerase II
Cellular component (GO): RNA polymerase II transcription regulator complex
Molecular function (GO): RNA polymerase II transcription regulatory region sequence-specific DNA binding; protein dimerization activity; DNA-binding transcription factor activity, RNA polymerase II-specific
Source: RefSeq, a predicted model, not a curated record
CAAUGUAUGUAAUAAUGGAAAAUUGUAAAUUUCAAAAACAUUAAUUGUGUUUACUGAAUUUUGAUUGGCUGAAAAUCAUAGAAAAUAGCUAAACAUAGAAAAUCAUACAUUUAUUAUCAAAAUUUUAAGUGUUUUCUUAAUAAGUGUGAAAAUUCUAAAACAUAAAUUAUUUAGGAACAGAGGGAGUAUUACUCUGUUCUUUUUUAACACCUUAAGUCCUUAACCUUGGAGUCCGGAGUGGAUUAGACAAGUACGAUAUUUGAUUUGUACCACAUGGGAAAUUGAUUUUUGGUGUUUCUAUAUUAUAUUGAAAACUAGUUUAACUGAGGACUAACUAACAAGAUUGUGAUUCGAUAUUUUACCUUAUCAUCAAAAGUUUAUUAUUUUGUCAUGUUUCAAAAUAAAAUUAAGACAUAUUAGGUUAGGAAUUUUUUUUAGGCUACAACUUCUUUUUCUUUUUUGGAUCAAACAUUGUAUUGUAGUAAUGUAGUUUUUGGCUGUCGCAUAUUAUAAUUAAUUUGUUUGAACGAACUUUUUCUUAAAGCAAGCAUUGGGAAUAAUUUAGUAGCUACUGUAGAAAUUGCGGCUCUUGCUUGCCACCGUCCGAUUGAAAGAAAAGUCCAAAGAGCUCUCUUCUGUUUAUUUUAGUUUUACGUACGCUCCUACAAGGCGUUGUGUUAUCAGGAACUUUGCAUAAUCCUUUUAUUUCCUGACAUCCAUGGAUUUGAUGCGAGACAUUUGAGUGAUUUGUCAUACAUAAAAACGUGCGUCUAAUUUCUAAUUUUAUAAGACAGGAAGGAGCUGGUGCAUCAGAUACUCCCAGAUCACACGACCAAUAUCGACCACCUUUUGGUACUUUAAACGUUAAAAUGGUAUUUUGAAAAUAUAAGUAAUUAUUACGUAUUUUACUUUAGCAGUAAUAACAAUAGGGCAAGCGACAGGGGUCUUAGAAAGGAUGAUCGAUCGACUAAGUCUUUUGUGAAUGUAAUGACAAUAAAAUGUGAUCUGACUCCCUCUUAAUAGCAACAAGCCAACUGUUUAAAUAUAACUUGAUCUAUCUCUUUCUCUUAAUCGCAACAAAAUAUCUGUUUGAAGCGAACAUCUAUUAAGUUGUUUUAACAACAAUGAUAUAAUCUCUCUUCAAACUUUUAGGAUAUCUCUCUUUAGUUGAGUCGUAAAUAUCUAGACUGUGCAACCAAACCAUACUAGGCCGACCAAUCCUAGCUAGUUUGAUUAGGUUGUAAAUCCAGCAUAACGAAAUAACGCAUUGACACUGGACCCCCAAAUUUUUUUGAAGACCCCCAAAUUUUAAAAGUUAAUUUAUGUAUAAAUUAUCAAAAUUAAAAAAAAUCAAAAUUCUUACUAAUUAUCUUUAGCUUUCGGGGCUGGCCAUGUGCCAACCCAAACAGCUGGACUGGCACGAACUAGCUUGGCGAGUAGUUCAAACCACUGCAACGAUGCAUGAAACUACACAUCUCAAUUAUUUGACAUCGAAACGAUAGCAUAUUCCAGGUAAGGGUUUGGCAAAAAGUUUUCCACUUUCUAAAAAGAGCAAUUCUCUCAAAUAGUUUUUUUGUAAAAAUAUUUUUUGUUAAAAAUAAUUUUCAAAGAGGAAAAUGAUAAAAAUAGUUUUUUUUUUGAAAAUUUAAAUAUUUAUUUUUAUUUUUUAAAAUUUGAAAUUAUAUCUUUAAAACUCCACUCCUUAACUCUAAACCAUAAUUCUAAAUUAAUUAACCAUAUGAUAUAAAUGUAUUUUUACCUUUUAAUAAAAUUUAUUUUAGUCAUUUUUUCCUUUGAUAACUAUUUUUAUGAUAAAAACUUAAAAAUAAUUAUUCUAUGAAAUUUUUAUUCUAAAAACCCAUCUUAAAAUUCCGCGCACCAAAAGUUAAGAUGAGAAAAAAACUCCAUUCAAACUUUCUAGCCUAGUUCUCAUUUAUUUCUUUUGAUUCUCGUAUAAUAUAUGAUUGAUCAACAAACCAAAAAGAAAAACAUAGGCAUGCGCCACCUUCAACUUGUACGAAGAAUGCUAAUCAUAUUUUCAUAUCAUCUGCAAUAAAACUAAUGCUCUCCGAAUGGUAACUACGGUUUGAGCGAUGCGGGACAAGCGGUUUAACUGCGGUGCAAUUUUAACACUUAUAAAAACGUAUAGAUAUAUAAUAUAUAUAAAGAUUUUUGUUACUAUUAAUUGCGGUGCGGAACAUAGCGCGGUUCGUAACAUUCGAAGCCUAAAUCAACCGGGGAAACACAACAAUAAAUUAAGUGAUCCAAUAUUCUGACGACAAUCUUUAAAGACCUAACUAAACAUCCACAAUAAAUAAAUCGGGCACGCAUAUCUAAAAUAAAUAAAUUGGUCAAAUCAAAAAUUAUCAAAAACCUCCAAGAUCCAAAUACCUAAAAAUAUAAAUAUGAAUAUAGUGGACUACAUGUAAAAGGUGACAGGGGAUUCGUUACAGAGGAGGAUUUGUUUUCUCCCUUGAAAGGAUAACCUUUACCAAAAAGCUUCCCUUUAAAUAAAGAAGCAAAACAUGGGAACUAUUGGAAGGAUAUCAUCGUAUUUUUAUCCAAAGCCGAAUACAUAGUAUCUUCUUAAGCAGAAUAAAUAUACAUUAUAUACCUGAUACGCAAUGGAUCUGGACCGUUUUAUUAGUAUAUAAGAUGUGAAUAAGAAGAGUAGUUGCAUUAUGAGCAGGUGCACAUCAAAAGCAGAGAGCCCACAUGCGACCAUCACAAUAUCAACGGCUGAGACUUGAUCACAUAUAUUUCAUGUAUCCGAAUCUUAGGACAAGGUUGAGUUCCACGUGCACAGAUGUCAAAUAGAUGAAUCCUGUAAACCUAGUACUUCAUUUUUUGUUUCAAAAUGAAGCAAUAAUAUGACUUCAAAUUUGAAUAAAUAAUGUUCAUUGUUUCAUUUUUUAAACUGAACUUUCUAAAUUAUAAAUUGGUCUUUAAUUUUUGUUUGUUUCUAUCUUUUACCAAAAUAAAUUAUAUAUGUCAAUAUUAUCUAAUCAAGUUUAAAAUUUUGACAAUUCUAUUCAUCUAAUUAGAUAUUUAUUUUGAAAAACAUGAAAAUAUUCAUUUUAAGAACUUUAAUUCAUUUAAAAAUAAAGGAAGAUAAAUAAUCACAUUUUACUUCUAAACAAUUUUAUUAAUCAUUUAAGGAAAAAAUAUAUAUAAGAUGUCUUUUUUACAAAAUAUGGUGUUCUGUGUUUGUUUAUUUAUGUUAUGUAGUAAUAUUUUAAUAUGAUAAUGUUUGAUUUAUAUUAAAUAAUAAUUACAUUAGAUUAUUAUUAAAACAAAACACUUGGGUAAAAUUACUAAAUAUGAAAAAAUAUAAAACGUUAUUAAUAAUUAAUGAUAAAGUGAACAUGAAAUAUACUUGGAAUAUUCUUUUUACAAGAAAGAAAUAAAACAAACCAUCGAAAACGAUGUGCUUAAUUUUGAAUAAAGUGCACUUUUAAAACUGAAAAUGAAACCAACUAUUAGAGAUGCUCUUACUUCUUCCCGGUUUCUUUUUUGAUAUCUGAGUCUUAGGCCCAUCAUUUUUCAUAGGUCAAAAAUCAAUCUUCAAAAAUUAUAAUUUUAAAAAUAACUCAUCAUACCAAGAAUGGUUUUAAUCCCGAACACAAUGAAACCAACCCGGCCCUUAUAUUAUCAUUACACCAGCAACAUCCUGGUUCCUCACAGUUAUUGUGUGAGUGAGCCCAUAUAUUCCAAGGGUAAAUGUGGUAGUAGAACACACAUUCUAUGUAUAUUUUUGUCGGUUUGACAUUGACAUUUGAAGUCUUUUUUUUUUGUUUUUUUUUUUUUGGUCAACUGAUAUUUGAUGUCAAAAAGGAUGAAUUUGCGUAAAAUAUUUCUUCUUCUUUUUUUUUUUCAAAAAUAUUUCUUCUUUUCUUAGACUAUAAUUUGAGUAAGUUUCUCUCUAUAAACGACAUACGAAAUAAUAAUAUGAUUGACCAAAAAUAAGAAAUUUAAGACUCUUUUUUAUCAUCCGAUUAUCAUUUAAGACUAUUUUAUCAUAUAAAUUUUACUAAUAUUUUUUUGUUUUAUGUCAGUAAUCGACUCAUUUAUAUCCUGUCUCAAUUUUACAGCUGCUUUUUCUUUUGUGUUACAGCAUUGAUAUAACAGUUUAUAUUGUAAUAUAAUUUCAUUAAUAUAUAUUUUCAUUUAUAAAAGGUUAGUUUCUUUUUGUUGCGAAAUUAGUUAAUUUUUAGUUAACCCAAAUAUGUAGCUUAGUAAUAUCCAGUGUGUCACUACCAAGUUCAAUUUUGUAUAGUACAACAAUCAGUAAAGUUAGUUCUUUUAGGAUGAUAAAUGAGUUCCCAUCAAUGGUGUGUUUGUAAGGGCACCUCUAACCCUAUUCCAUUUUCAACUCCAUACAUCAUUAUGGAGUAAAAUUUCUCUAAUCCCACUCUAUUUUCAACUCCAAAAUGGAGUAAUGGCUAGGGUUACUCCAUUUAUGGAGUAAUCUUACCCAUUACUCCAUUUUGGAGUUGAACUUUUUUUAUUUAUAAAAUGGUCCUUUGAAUCUUUAAUGUUUUUAUUUUUUACUUAAAUAAUAUUUAAAAUGAUACAAUAACAUGAAAAUAGUAUAUUCUACAAAGGAUUAUUCAAUAAUUUUAAAUAAAUGCAUAAAAUAACAGAAGACAUAAAUAAUUAAAAUAAAAAUAAAAAUAACAUAAAAUAAGUAAUUUAGUAAUCUGAAAAAUCCAUUUCGGAUCCGCUAAGGUCGGUGAAAUAUUGCCCAAACGGAGAAGUCUGAGAAAGAGCUUGUUGAUCUUGUGAUUCAACAUUUCGCUUUGAUAUUAUUUGUAUUUGUUGAGUUUGAAUAUACGCACGAACAUUUGGAUCUUGUAUGGAUGAGCGUGAACUCGAUGCACCAAUUGAAGAGAAGCUCCACCUCCGGGUAUCGAAAUUGCAGAAGAUGAAAAUGUCCUAUUUCAAAAUUUUUUUGCUCGAUUUAGGAAUAUCAAAGAUAAAGAAGCUCAUUUUUCAUUACAAAAUGCAUUAGUUGAUCAUUUGUAGAAAAAAUAUUUUAAUGCUCAUUGUUAAACCCACAUAUAUGUUGUCUUUUUUAAUGAUUUCUUGUACUUUUUAAUAAUAAAUAUUUAAUUCAAAUAAUUUAUAUUUUAAUUAUUUAUCGUAAAUAUAACUUAGUUGGGGUUCAUUGGUAAAUUUUUAUAAGUAUAAAAUUUUAUUUGCAAUUAUUAAUAAAAUAUAAAUGAAAACAUUUAAGAAAUAUUAUUUUUGGAGUAGAAAAUAGAAUAAUACAUUGGAAUAAAACCUUAUUUCAUUUUGGUGUUGCACCAUUUUAAAGUAAAAAAAUGGGGUAAUACAUCGAAGAUGCUCUAAGGCAAGGCAGCAAGACAGCAGAACUACGCUUUACCAAAAAGCUUCCCUUUAAAAAUAAAGAAGCAAAUUUGGUUUCUUUUUACACACCAUUGAAGCCUAGUUUGUAAGGCGGCAGAAUACUUUACCAAUUUAAUCAAUAAAAAAUGUUUUACAGGAGAAAAGACUUAAUGCCGACGCAUCCGAAUAUUUUUUUUUUUUAACUAAAAACCAAAUUUCGUAGGAAAAAAAAGAUUUAUGUUGAAAAGGUAAUGCCGGAAGCUGCAUUAUUUGGUCUUCCUAAUGAGUAUUUUAUAUAUUAAAUGAAUGGGAAUGGUCUUCCAUCUUACCUAUUAGAUCAUCUCCAAUGUAUUUUUCUAUUUUUACCUCUAAAAUAAAUGAACUCUAUAAUAGAAGUGGAUUUUACUCCAAUGUAUUUCUCUAAAAUAGAGAUCUCUACAUAUAGAGCAAAAUAUAGAGGAAUGCUAUUUCUUCCUCUAUAAAUAGAGGAGAAAAUAGCAAUCUCUAUUUUAGAGGUAAAAAUAGAGAUGGGUUAGAGUGGUUUUGCCUUUAAAUGUUAUUAUAGAGGUAGAAAUAGAGGUGGAUUGGAGAUGUUCUUGGAGACAACAGGGAACCAUUUGUUUCUUUAAAGCACCAUCCUUCAAUAAAGUAACGAGUAAACAAUACAAUAAAUCACUAUAGGACAUAUCCACAAAUCCUAGGGAGAUUUGGCAUUGCUAAAACUAUGGAUCCUUACCAGAAUCCUAAUCCCAGAGGGUACCAGGGACAUAUGCCAUUUGGCUCAGCCGGCCACGGUGGCAGUGGUGGCUCCGAUAUCCCCCAAGGAACAGUUGACAAUAAGCAGAAGAAGAAGCUUCUCCACCGCGACAUCGAACGCCAGAGAAGACAAGAAAUGGCUACACUUUUUGCUUCUCUUCGUGAUCACCUACCUCUUCAAUACAUCAAGGGGAAGAGAGCUGUUUCGGAACAUGUAGGCGGAGCGGUGAAUUUUAUUAAGGACACGGAAACAAGGAUUAAAGAACUCAGUGCAAGAAGAGACGAGCUAAUUAGAGAAACAUGUUAUACAUCGAAUCCGGAUCUAGCAAGAACUGCAUCCGAGUUAGGCAAUUCGGUUCCGGCGAGUGUGAUGGUGCAACCAUGCGUGAGCGGUUUCGAAGUGGCGGUGAGCAGCGACUCGUCAGGUCCACAAGCUUUGCCACUCUCAAGAGUGCUUGAGGCACUUCAGGAGCUAGGGCUUGAAGUCAUCAGCUCUCUCACUACAAGAGUUAAUGAGAGGCUCAUACACACUAUUAGAGUCGAGGUUAAUAGUUUUGGAUGCUUGGACUUUGCUUGGUUGCAGCAGAAGCUAGUUGAGGAGUUGAUACCUUCGACGGGGUACUAAUAAUUAAGAAAGAUAACACUCUUAGUCCGAAAGACUUAUUUUUCAAAUAUCUAAUGCUUUCAUGAAACUUCAUCUUUGGAGCGGGUCUGGAAAGUCAUUCUUGGAAGGAGGCGUAGCUUAGGUUUAAACAAAAGUAGGUACGUACUGUUAUGUUUUCGAAAGGAUUUUAUGAGUAGGUCAUAAAGUUCAUCAUCAUUCACCGCCCACACCGUAAAGAUUUUUGUUGCGUGUGUCCCUUUCGUUUUGCUUAUUACCUCCAACUUUUAGUUAUCAUGUGUCCCUUUUUUUGUCAGCCAUGUUUCCCUUUCAUUAUAACUUUUUUGUAUUAUUCCAUUGUCAUGUUUUCAUGCGUUUUUGUGUAUGGAUAUAAGGUUUUAUAAAA